GUUUACUCGCGAUGCAUAUCGGGAAGUCUGUUCGUCGCCAUCUUGGAUUCGCCGUCUGGGGAACGUAGAAGUCGAAUAUUCUUAUUUUUGAACAUGAUAAAGGGAAUUUUGAUAUUUAAUAAUCAUGGCAAGCCCCGGCUGACUAAGUUUUACCAACAUUAUAGCGAAGACAUGCAGCAACAAAUAAUCAAAGAGACGUUUCACCUAGUUUCUAGACGGGACGAUAACGUAUGUAACUUCCUGGAAGGCGGAAGUCUUAUUGGAGGUGCAGACUUCAAAUUAGUUUACAGACACUAUGCCACUUUGUAUUUUGUAUUCUGUGUGGACUCCUCAGAAAGUGAACUUGGAAUUUUAGAUUUAAUACAAGUGUUUGUUGAAACACUGGACAAGUGCUUUGAAAAUGUCUGCGAGCUUGAUCUAAUAUUCCAUAUGGAUAAGGUCCAUCAUAUUCUUGCAGAAAUAGUCAUGGGUGGAAUGGUGCUUGAAACCAAUAUGUCAGAAAUAUUAACUCACAUUGAAGCACAGAAUAAGCUUGAAAAAUCCGAAGCUGGAAUCAGUGCUGCACCACAAAAAGCUAUGUCUGCUGUCCGAAAUUAUAGCCCCAAUCUACAGAAUCUCUCAAAACCAAAUUUAUCCCUACCAUCAUUACCUUCACUGCCCCAUAUUAAUUUACCAUCUUUUAAAAACUGAGUAGAUUUAUAAACGGUUAGCUUUAAUUUCCAAUAAUAAAGUAGAAUGUCAUUCAAUUUAGGGGGUUGACCUGUAGGGUGGGAAAGUUGGUUCUAUCGAGGGGGGUUGCCAUUAUAUUUUGUUCAUUGCAUUAUUUCAGAAAAAUAUGUACUGUAUACACAUUAUUGGAAAUUGAGACUAGCUUAUAUAUUAAAGAUUUAGAAUUAAGAGCAAAUUCAAUUUUUUUACUGUACUUUGGUUAUUAGAUUGAUACAACAGGGUGGCUACCGUAUGAGACAAAUAAUAUUACUAGUUUUUGGGUUGAGUCAGCAAAUAUAUAAGUGUUUCUAAUCUCAGUUGGAGUAUUUUAUAAUAAGUACCUAAUGUGUUACUUUUAGUACAUCAUGACCAUAACUAGAACAUUUUGGCCUUGGGGGAGGAGGCAAGUGCAGUAUUAUCAUCCCUUGUAAGUGUGGGGUGGGGUGAACACCCUUGUUUCUCCCAUGUGUUGUGAGUUGUGAAUAUACGACCUUACACUCUACCUUCCCCUCCCCCACAACAAGACCCCAAAAAAACUUUCAAAUCAAGCACUAAUAAGUUUGUCUGGACUUACAAAUGCUGGACCAUAAUCAGCAAUAAAAACAAGACAGUGAAACCGUGGAAUGCACUAUAGCUUGACUUCUGCUCAAUGUUUCACAGGGCUAUGAAAACCACUCACUCUAUUUGCAAACCUUUUUAAAUCAUACAACCAUUUCAAUAUAAAUUAUCUGAAAGUACAUGAAAAAUAAUGGCUUUUAAUAAAAUCAUGAUUUAUAAAGAA
Nematostella vectensis (starlet sea anemone) is the source of this 1489-nucleotide messenger RNA. RefSeq names its product AP-3 complex subunit sigma-1. The record is from RefSeq and is a predicted model, not a curated record. Gene Ontology annotation, biological process: Golgi to vacuole transport; intracellular protein transport. The coding region runs from base 94 to 690 and encodes 198 amino acids. NCBI's taxonomy places the organism in Eukaryota, Metazoa, Cnidaria, Anthozoa, Actiniaria, Edwardsiidae. Gene Ontology annotation, cellular component: membrane coat; AP-3 adaptor complex; intracellular membrane-bounded organelle. The transcript is spliced from 6 exons.